This is a messenger RNA of Fulvia fulva, 4860 nucleotides long. RefSeq names its product Kinesin-like protein. Gene Ontology annotation, biological process: microtubule-based movement; cytoskeleton-dependent intracellular transport. The transcript has a single exon. The record is from RefSeq and is a predicted model, not a curated record. Gene Ontology annotation, cellular component: kinesin complex; microtubule. The coding region runs from base 1 to 4860 and encodes 1619 amino acids. NCBI's taxonomy places the organism in Eukaryota, Fungi, Ascomycota, Dothideomycetes, Mycosphaerellales, Mycosphaerellaceae. Gene Ontology annotation, molecular function: microtubule motor activity; microtubule binding; ATP binding.
AUGUCGGCCGCCGGUGGAGGAAACAUCAAAGUCGUGGUGCGCGUGCGGCCCUUCAACUCGCGCGAGAUCGAUCGCAAGGCAAAAUGCAUCGUGUCUAUGAAAGACAGCCAGACGGUGCUCACGCCGGCACCGCCAGAUGGGAAGAGCAAGGCACCGGUCAAGGCCGCUUUGGAGGGCAGCAAGACGUUCGCCUUCGACAAGUCAUACUGGUCCUUCAACCGCAAGGACUCCAACUUCGCAGGCCAGGAUGCUGUCUUCACAGAUCUGGGCAGACCGUUGCUCGACAAUGCGUUUCAGGGCUACAACAACUGCAUCUUCGCCUAUGGACAGACUGGCUCAGGCAAGAGCUACAGCAUGAUGGGCUACGGCGAGGAAGAAGGUGUCAUACCGCGCAUCUGUAGAGACAUGUUCGAACGGAUCGAGGGACUUCAGUCGCAGGACAAGAAUACGAGUGCCACUGUUGAGGUAUCCUAUCUCGAGAUCUACAACGAGCGCGUUCGUGAUCUGCUCAAUCCUAGCAACAAAGGCAACUUGAAAGUGCGAGAGCAUCCCUCCACCGGUCCGUAUGUUGAGGAUCUGGCGAAGCUGGUCGUCCGUAACUUCUCCGAGAUCGACAACCUCAUGGACGAAGGCAACAAGGCCAGAACUGUUGCUGCGACAAACAUGAAUGAGACAUCCUCGCGAUCACAUGCUGUCUUCACGCUCAUCCUGACUCAAAAGCGUCACGAUGUUGAGACAAACAUGGACACAGAAAAGGUGGCCAAAAUCAGUCUGGUCGAUCUUGCUGGUUCGGAACGAGCGACCAGCACCGGAGCAACUGGAGCCAGACUGAAGGAGGGUGCUGAGAUCAACAGAUCCUUGUCCACACUUGGUAGAGUGAUAGCAGCACUGGCAGAUAUGAGCACGGCCAAAGCAAAAUCAAAAGGACUACAAGUACCAUAUCGUGACUCUGUUCUGACCUGGCUACUCAAGGACAGCUUAGGCGGAAACAGUCUCACGGCCAUGAUUGCCGCGAUCUCUCCUGCUGACAUCAACUUCGAAGAGACUCUUUCGACACUGCGGUAUGCAGACUCUGCGAAGCGCAUCAAGAACCAUGCUGUUGUCAACGAAGAUCCAAAUGCUCGCAUGAUCCGCGAGCUAAAGGAAGAACUGUCUCAACUACGUUCCAAGCUGGCUACUGGUGGAGGUGUCGCGGAAGAGCAGUACAGCGCCGACACGCCGCUCGAGAAGCAGAUCGUCAGCUUCACAAACGCGGAUGGCACAGUGAAGAAAGUCUCCAAAGCAGAAAUCCAGGAGCAAUUGUCGCAAUCAGAGAAGCUCUACAAAGAUCUCAAUCAGACGUGGGAGGAGAAGCUUACCAUGACAGAGCAGAUCCACAAAGAGCGCGAAGCUGCACUCGAAGAACUUGGUAUCAGCAUCGAGAAGGGGUUUGUUGGCUUGAGCACACCGAAGAAGAUGCCGCAUCUGGUGAACCUGAGCGACGAUCCGCUGCUUGCCGAAUGUCUAGUCUACAAUCUCAAACCUGGAACCACAACCGUAGGCAAUGUGGACACGAACGCACAGGACGGCGGAGGCGAGACCAACGGCCAGAGCUUGGUUGACAUCCGACUCAAUGGGUCAAAGAUUUUGCAUGAUCACUGCACAUUCGAGAAUGUUGAUGGCGUGGUGACUGUUGUGCCCAAAGACGGUGCUGCGAUCAUGGUCAACGGUAUCCGCAUCGAGGCGCCUAAGAGGCUGCGAUCCGGUUAUCGCGUGAUUCUGGGCGACUUCCACAUCUUCCGCUUCAAUCACCCUCAAGAAGCUCGUGAAGAAAGGGCCGAACAAGGCAGCAUGUUGAAGUAUUCUAUCACAGCUGAUCAACUCGACACGCCGUCUCGUAGGGCUGGACAUGAGCGAACCGAGAGCAGUGUCAGCCGCCCUUUGUCUGAUAUCGAUGGCGAACUGGGAAGUCCAGGAACAGAAUCUCCCACACCUUGGCGCACUCAAGGACAAGACAGUGAUUGGGCUUUCGCACGACGUGAAGCCAUUUCUUCCUCGCUUGGUCCUGAUCAGAAAGUCUCAGACCUUACAGACGACCAACUUGAUGUCUUGUUCGAAGACUUGCAGCGCGUACGUGCUGUUCGCAAAGCAAGACCGGACAGCAGAAUCUUUGACAUCAGUGGAGCAGAUACUGAUACCGAGUCUGUGUCCUCGCAUCCUGUGCGUGAGAAGUACUUGAGCAAUGGUACUCUGGACAAUUUCAGCUUAGACACAGCAUUAACAAUUCCAUCCACGCCACAACACUCCGAGGACGAGGAACGACUCAAACAGGCAAAAGAUGAGAUGGAGGAUCAGCUCGAAAAACAGAAAGAAGACUAUCAGCAUAAGCUACAGAAUGCAGAAGAGGGAAGUUUCGAAAUCGAAGAGCUUCGUACAGAGAAGGUGAAGAUGGAAGCCUCGCUGCAGGAGAUGAAGGAGCAGAUGCAAAAACUGCUCUCUGAGCAGAAGGUCGCAUUCGAACGUCAGCUUCGUGCACUCAAAGCACCUCCCAAGCCUCGGCGAAAAAGCCACGGUAAGCUGGCACUUGACGAGCGAGAAAUAUACCUGGCGAAGUACGUAUUGGAACACUGGAGACAUCACCGAUAUGUGGCGCUUGCCGCUGCCGUGCUCAAGAAUGCCUCGACACUCAAGGAAGCUCAGGUCAUGAGUCAACAGAUGGAACGCAGUGUUGUCUUCCAGUUCACAGUUGCGGACGCUGGCCAUACUUUCGGUUCGUCUUAUGAUCUUGUCCUCAACGGCGUGUCGGCAGAGGAAAGCAAUGAUCCGAAUCUCCAUGACAGUAUCAAACCGUGCCUCGCUAUUCGGGUCAUCGACUUUGGCAACAGCGUCGUCCAUCUCUGGUCAAUUGAGAAAUUGCACAAGCGGGUCAGAGCCAUGCGACAAAUGCUUCAAUACCUCGACCGACCAGAGUACAUGCAGCACUUCCACGUGGGGAACCCUUUCGAUGAAGACUGCAUGCCACAAUACACUCGUGUAGGAGAUGCCGACAUUCCUCUUGCAGCGGUGUUUGAGUGUCGAGUCCAAGACUUCACCUUGGACGUGUACUCGCCAUACACCUGCAGCAUUGUUGGUGUCGUGCACCUGUCGCUUGAGCCGAGCUCAGCGGAGGCUCCAAGUAGUACUCUGAAGUUCAACGUUGUGAUGCACGACCUCAUCGGCUUCGCUGAGAGAGAAGGCACGAAUGUGCACGCUCAGCUCUUCAUCCCCGGCGUGUCAGAAGAGGGUGGCGCAACAACUACCUCGCUGGUAUCAGGUUUCGGCGAGAGUGCUGUGCGGUUCGAGAGCGUACAUAGCAUGAGCCUUCCACUGUCAGCACCACAAGAUGCAAGUCUGAGGGUCAGCAUCUUCGCUGAAGUGACAUCAAUGCAUCUCGAUAAACUCCUUAGUUGGGACGACAUGCGAGAUGCUUCCAAGGCAGCCAACAUCCGACCGAAGAACAAGCGUAAUCACUCAAGGAUCCCAGAACACGAGUACUACGCAGACGAACGUCACGAUGUCUUUGUCCGGGCUCAGAUUCUGGAAAUCAACGAGGACGGGAAUUACCAGCCGGUCGAAGUCGUGCAGGGCGACACUCUUGAUCAAGGCGCCUACCAGUUGCAUCAGGGCCUUCAAAGACGGGUCGUCUUGGGUCUGACACAUUAUUCCGGUAAAAGUCUACCGUGGAAAGAGGUCGACCGUCUGCAGGCUUGUGCUAUUCGCCUGCUUGAUAGUACCGGGAUGGUCACCGACUCAGACAGCAAUCAGCCAGACGUACCCUUGUCGCUGAUAUCCCCACCUGUGAUACGAAACAACGACGACGGCACCACCAACGUCAAGCUGACGGCUCAAUGGGACUCAAGCGCUCACGGCUCGCUGCUGCUUGAUCGACCCACCCUCGACAAGAACCGUGUGCAGCUCACGCUGAAAUGGCAGGUACACUCACCGCGUGUCACUCACCCGCUGAAGUUUGCUACCGAUAUUGCAAUGCAGACCCGGCCUCGUACGUGGUUCCGCCAGAACUCUCUGCUUGGUCAGUUCUUCCACAACCAACGUGUCGUGCACUCGACUGCCACGAACUAUACCGUAACCCUCAAGCCAAGCGCAGCCAAGCGUGCUGGCGAUCUAUGGAGGAUGGACACGACCGGGGAAUACAUCUCCGGCGAAGAGGUCCUAUCUAGCUGGGCGCCCAGGAGCGUCUCUCUAAUCCGCGACUACGUCAACCUCCGCAAACGGCAGAAACGCGUGGCAGAGAUCGAAUCCGCACGAGGCAUCUUAGGCUUUGGAGCACUUUCACCACCAGUCAAGGCCCAGCAAGACGAAAGCGCACCUUUCACCGAAAGCCAGCAAGCCCUCAUUCGCAAGACUCUCGAGCUGUGGCCCAAGGACUCUUCCGCUGGGGAGAUCAUGUUACUACGGUCCAACACCGAAUCCCCCGAGCUCGGAGCAGCAUUCACCAACGGCAACACCAAGACCAACGGCACCACCGACGAACCAGCUCCUCUAGCCGCCGUAAUCGAGGCCUGUCCCAAAUCUCCCAACGUCCUCAAAGCUGGCUGGCUCUUGUGUCCUGACGCCAGCGGCACGCAUUGGAUCAAGACAUAUGUGGAACUACGACGACCGUACCUACAUCUUUACAGCAAAGAAGGCGACGAGGUGAACGCCAUAAACUUGACAAACUCCCGCUUGGAUGCCGAUCCCGAGGUAGCGAAGCUGCUGCAACGACCGAACGUGAGGAUGGAAGUAUGGGCUAUUUAUUCCACCAAGGCGUGGUUAUUUGCUUGCAGGAAUGAUCAGGAGCGUGGCGAGUGGAUUUGGGCUGUUGAUAGGUCUUAUUUGUCUUGA